AUGGAUUUGGGUGCCAGAAAACAACAGGGCGACUUGUUAGCCUCAGAAUACGGGUCAAACAAGAAAUGGAUAGAAGAUCAGCCGCUUCUGACAGUUGGAGAUAGGAGUGUUUGGGUUGUGGAUGAUGUGUGUGUUCAGUUGUUGGGUCAAAACUCUUCUAAAUUGCAACUUUUUCAUGGUAAUGGGCUUCAUGGUCAGAAUUUCAGGUCGUGCUCCUUCUUCAAGGUGGAUGUGGGAGCAUUGGAACAUGCAUCCUGCUCCACUCUCCUAGAUUACAUCCCUGAUUUUCAACAACUACCUCCAGGAUUUCAGCUCAUAUCAAACCAUAAUUCCUACAAAAUAAACAAAGCAAUCUUUUUUUCCUUCUUCUCUUCAAUAACUCUCUCUCUGAGCAAUACCAUAUCAUCACAGCUAGAGAGACUAUGCCUGGAUGUCCAGAGAAAGUACUUUGUUUUGAUUUUUCUUCUACAAAUAUGUAGGGAAAGAUUUGAUGAGAUAGGGAAGAAAAUCAAGACGGAAACAGACCUUGCCAACUCUCUAAUGGGAAGAAUACACAUGUUAGGACCACCAGGAACCCUAAACGCAAUCACUCCUUGUGCAGCUUGUAAGCUCUUGAGAAGAAGAUGUGCUCCAGAAUGUCCCUCCUCUCCAUAUUUCUCUCCCCGUGAACCCCACAAGUUCGCUUCUGUUCACAAGGUCUUUGGUGCUAGCAACGUUUCCAAGAUGCUCAUGGAGGUGCCUGAGAGCCAGAGAACGGAUGCAGCAAACAGUCUAGUUUACAAGGCAAAUGUAAGGCUAAGAGAUCCAAUCUAUGGGUGUAUGGGUGCAAUUUCAGCUUUGCAACAGCAAGUUCAAGCAUUUGAAGUUGAGCUUGAUGCAGUAAGGACUGAGAUACUUAAAUACAAAUAUAGGGAAGCAAAUAAUAUCCUUAAUCCUUCAAAUUCCUAUCUAACUUUACUUUCUUCUGCGGCUGUCUCUGUUGCCACCCCUACCAUGCCACCAGCACAAACACCUCCACCUCCUACUUCCUCCUCCAAUUCUUCUUCUUCUUCUUUGUACACCCAACAACCAAGCAGUGGCACAGUAGACUUUGGCACUAUUUCAAAUGAAAAUGUGUCCUUCCUUGGUUAAUUUUAUUUCAUCAGUUAGCUAGUAAAGGGGAACCAAGUAUUUUUCGAUGUAAUGAAUCAAGUGGAAUUGAAGAAGAUGAGGAAGGAAAAUUUAUUAAUUAAUAUUUGAUUUUGGGUAGUUGGGAUUUUUUGAGUAUGUAUUAUAAUAAUGUCUGGAUUUAUGAUUGAAGUCUUCAUACAUAAAUAUAAUAUAUUAUGUGUUUAUAUA
Molecule: messenger RNA, 1338 nt
Organism: Tripterygium wilfordii
Lineage: Eukaryota; Viridiplantae; Streptophyta; Magnoliopsida; Celastrales; Celastraceae
Product: LOB domain-containing protein 15-like
Exons: 7
Coding region: 1-1131 (376 amino acids)
Source: RefSeq, a predicted model, not a curated record